Setaria italica (foxtail millet) is the source of this 787-nucleotide messenger RNA. RefSeq lists its product as uncharacterized. The record is from RefSeq and is a predicted model, not a curated record. Gene Ontology annotation, molecular function: protein phosphatase inhibitor activity. The transcript is spliced from 7 exons. NCBI's taxonomy places the organism in Eukaryota, Viridiplantae, Streptophyta, Magnoliopsida, Poales, Poaceae. Bases 1 to 588 code for a protein of 195 amino acids. Gene Ontology annotation, cellular component: cytoplasm.
AUGGCAGGCCCCACACGCUCUCCGACCUUGAUCCAGAUCCGGACCGAGUCGAUUUCCCUUUCUUUCCUUCCUUCUCUUCCUCAAUUCCCUCGGCCUCGCUCCUUGCUUCCCCCUGUGCUGGGCAGGCCUGCCCAGCUGCCCGGCUGCCGUCCUGCUGUUCAAUCACCGGAGGAGAGGAGAGGAGAUCCAUCCGUCGCACCUCUCUUCUUUUGCUGCAUCAUGUCGGAGAUGAAGGACUCCACUGCUGCUGCUCUUGAUGGAAAUCCUGAACCUAUGGAUCAAACUGAAGACAAUUCUAUGCCGUCAGCUCAGCAACAGGAGGAAGCAAUCAAGAAGAAGUUUGGAGGACUAAUGCCCAAAAAGCCACCACUCAUCUCGAAGGAUCAUGAGCGGGCCUACUUUGAUUCUGCUGACUGGGCUCUGGGAAAGCAAGGUGUUGCCAAACCCAAAGGGCCGCUGGAGGCACUUAGGCCAAAGCUGCAGCCAACACGCCAACAACAGCAGCAACGUUCAAGGCGCUCCAUUUACACUUCGUCAGAAAACGAGGAUGGAGACGGUGCUGGUGCUGAAGAUAUGAACAUCAACUGAAGUAGCCUGGAAUCGUGCUGUGUUAAGUUGUUGGAGAACAUUGCGUGAAUUGAAUAUUGAUUGAUAAGAAAAAUCCUGAUCAUCAAGUGUUGUGGUACUGUUUCCAUACUAGUAGGUUAAUUAGUUGAACCAAACAUUUGAUAUUCCUGCAUAAAUACAUGGAGUAUUUAUUUUUGGAUAAAUAUAUGUCAGUUCUACA